This is a messenger RNA of Brugia malayi, 1305 nucleotides long. RefSeq lists its product as uncharacterized. The record is from RefSeq and is a predicted model, not a curated record. Gene Ontology annotation, biological process: vitamin transport; transmembrane transport. Gene Ontology annotation, molecular function: vitamin transmembrane transporter activity. Lineage: Eukaryota; Metazoa; Nematoda; Chromadorea; Rhabditida; Onchocercidae. Bases 1 to 1305 code for a protein of 434 amino acids. Gene Ontology annotation, cellular component: plasma membrane. The transcript is spliced from 9 exons.
AUGGUCAAAAAAUUUCGUCCUGCAACUCCAUUUUUAACACCGUUCCUCGUUUCAUCCUAUAAAAAUUUUACCGAUGUUCAAUUGUACAGUCAAAUAUAUCCGUUAUGGACUUAUUCAUAUUUGGUUGCAUUGAUACCCAUAUUUUUUCUUACUGAUGCAUUGCGACAUAAGCCAAUUGUUGUCCUUGAAGCGAUGUCAUAUUGCGCUUCUCAUGCAAUCAUUCUUUGGGGCAAUAAAGUAUGGCAAAUGCAAUUAAUGGAAAUAACUUUCGGAUUGUCAACAGCAUCUGAUAUCGCUUAUGUUUCUUAUAUGUAUGCAGUUAUUGAUCAAAAGCAUUUCAAACGUAUCACUUCAUACGUUAGAGCAGCUACACUGUUUGGCAAAUUUCUAGCUUACGGAUCCGGUCAGCUGCUUAUUUCAACCCAUCUUGUAUCAUAUUUACAACUACAUGAGAUUUCAUUUGGUUUCGGUUGUAUUACCUUAUUAAUGGCAUGCAUACUUCCAUCAAUAUCAUCCAAUAUGAUCAAGAAUAAAAAUUUAAGAGAAGUGGAAAAUUGCGAUCAAACAGUCGAAAUAAAUGACGAUGAAAGGGUAUCACUAAAUGCAAUACCAUCAACAGUUGGCCCUGGAAUGAAGACUUAUCUUCAAAAUGUUUGGAAACAUUUAAUGAUUUUCAAGAGUAAAAGAACAGUAUUAAAAUGGUGCAUUUGGUGGUCAUUGGGUAGUUGUGGAAGCUUUCAAGUUCAAAAUUAUGUGCAAAAUUUAUGGGCUUUAUUACAACAAGAUGAUGAAGCAUAUAAUGGUAUUACGGAGUGUACAGCUACUUUGAUUGGGGCAAUUGUUUGUUUCUUCGUUCAAUACUUGAAAAUUGAUUGGGUAAAAUGUGGUGAAUUGGUAAUAUGGAUUAAUUCAAUGAUUAUCGCCAUAUUAUUAAUUGUAAUGUCUCAAACUACCAGUGCUUUCAUUGCUUAUAUCUUUUACAUCGCUCUUGCUAUCAUUUAUCAAUUACUUAUGACUGCAGCAAGCACGAUAAUUGCUACAGAAUUGACAACGGCAACUUAUGGCUUAGUAUUUGGUUCCAGUACUUUUGUUGCACUUCUUCUUCAAACAAUACUAACUCUAAUUGUUGUUGAUAAACAUGGCCUAGCACUUGAUAUACGCACACAGUUUUUUAUUUAUGGUUGCUAUUUUGGUGUUGUAUCAGUAAUUUUCAUUUUUAUGUUAAUACAGAAAAUGAUUGGCGAAAUUUUUGUUACCGAAUUCACUCCCACAAAUCAAUGUCCUGAAAAAGAUACUCUAACAUAA